UUUACUUUCUCCGGUUCAGUAGGGGGCGGUAAUGCACCUGUAGUUGGUGUAACCGGUAUAAAUCCUAAAGAACAGGAAGAGAAGUACGGAUCUGGAUGGAGAGAAACAGGAGCAGAACUGAUCAAGGAAACAAGAAAGGAAUUAAAGUGAUCUUCUGAAGAAGAGCAAACAUGCCUAAAGUUGGUCGCAAAGCAAAACAGGAGAAAUCCAGCACCAAGCAGAAGAAUCACCACUGUUCAGACUGUGGGAAGAGUUUUUCAAUACAGAGUCAACUGAAAAUACACCAGCGUUAUCACACCGGAGAGAAACCGUAUCAGUGCUCUGACUGCGGGAGGAGCUUCACUAUACUGGGUCAUCUCCAGCGACACCGGCGCGUUCACACUGGAGAGAAACCGUUUCUCUGCUCACAGUGUGGGAAGAGUUUUUAUCAGCAGUGUAGUCUCAAAAUACACCUCCGCAUUCACACAGAAGAAAAACCCUUUCCCUGUUCAGAGUGUGGAAAAACGUUCAGAGAACCUGGUGAACUCAACAAACACCAACGCGUUCACACUGGAGAGAAACCGUAUAAAUGCCUGGAGUGUGGAAAGAGUUAUCCUAUAGAGAGUCAACUCAAGGUUCACCAGCGUUAUCACACUGGAGAGAAACCGUAUCAGUGCUUGGACUGCGGAAAAGGUUUUACGAUAGCGGGUCAUCUCCAGCGACACCUACGCGUUCACACUGGAGAGAAACCGUAUCAGUGCUCACAGUGUGGGAAGAGUUUUAGUGAGCAGAAUACUCUCCAAUCGCACCUCCUCAUUCACUCAGAAGAAAAACCCUAUCAUUGUUUGGAGUGUGGAAAAACAUUUAGACAAGUUGGUGCACUCAACAUGCACCAGCGCAUUCACACCGGAGAGAAACCGUAUCACUGUUUGGAGUGUGGGCUUGAUUUCAGACAUUCAAACUCUUUAAAGAAACACAAAUGCAGUAAGAUAAAGGAGGAGGAAGAAGCGUGGGAGAUGGUAGUUAUAAACUAUUGGUUUUUCGCACAACUAACAGGAGGAGAAGUACGGAUCUGCUGGAUGGAGAGAAACAGGAGCAGAACUGAUAAAGGAAACGAGAAAGGAAUCUUUGCAAACAUGCCUAAAGUCAGUGACAAGUCAAAACAGGAGAAUUCCAGCAAGGAAAAGAAGGAAUACCACUGUUCAGACUGUGGGAAGUGUUUUUCUGCAGAGAGUCAACUGAAAACACACCAGCGUUAUCACACCGGAGAGAAACCGUAUGAGUGCCCGGACUGCGGAAAGAGCUUCACCAUACUGGGUCAUCUCCAGCGACACCGGCGCGUUCACACUGGAGAGAAACCGUUUCAGUGUUCAGACUGUGGGAAAAGUUUUUAUCAGCAGAGUAGUCUCAAAAUACACCUCCGCAUUCACACAGAAGAAAAGCCGUAUUCUUGUUCAGAGUGUGGAAAAACGUUCAGAGAAGAUAGUGCCCUCAAAAAGCACCAGAGCGUUCACACCGGAGAGAAACCAUAUAAAUGCCUGGAGUGCGGGAAGAGUUUUCCUAUAGAGAGUCAACUGAAAACACACCAGCGUUAUCACACCGGAGAGAAACCGUAUGAGUGCUUGGAGUGCGGGAAGAGCUUUUCAAUAACAGGUCAUCUCCUACGACACCAGCGCGUUCACACUGGAGAGAAACCGUAUCAGUGCUCAGAGUGCGGGAAGAGUUUUAAGGAGCAGAGUAGUCUCCAAAUACACCUCCGCAUUCACACAGAAGAAAAACCGUAUCAUUGUUUAGAGUGUGGAAAAACGUUCAGACAACUUAGCACCCUCAACAUGCACCAGCGCAUUCACACCGGAGAGAAACCGUAUCACUGCUCGGAGUGUGGGCUUGAUUUCAGACAUUCAAACACUUUAAAGAGACACAAAUGCAGUAAGAUAAAGGAGGAGGAAGAAGCGUGGGAGAUGGUAGUUAUAAACUAGACUCUCAAUUUUUGGUGUUCAAACGUUUUGUUUGUUUUCCAGCAUUUUCACAGUUUAAAACAAAUCUGAAUAUUAUCAGAAAAUAGAUCUUAGUGCAUUUUAAAAUCUAUUCCAGUUAUACUUAUAUUAGCAGCCAAUAAUCAGCAAUAACACAGUUCCAUCGGCUGCCAUACAUGACCAUGUAAUAACACUGCCUUCAGUGUUUUCUGUAAAGUUUCUUUUUUCCAUCCAUUUAUUGCUCACUUUUUCUUUUCAUAUCAGUUACCAAUAGUGUUUUUUUUUUAAAGAGUAGAUGUCUCUUUAGCUCUUUCUAUAAACCUGUUUUGUUACUAGUUUUCAUAUUAAGCUGUAAAUAUGAUCUUCCAUCUGGUUUAAUCAUACACUUUAAACCCUGCAUAAGAUCAGGGGAUUUAACUGAAAUAAAUGUGAUGAUGUAAAAGCCUCAUCAGUCAUGAUUCUUUAAAUGUUGAGUCAGAUUAACACUUGUUAUCAGGGAUGUUUCUGUAUCUAAACAUCUCUGCAAUGUUCUUGCUCUUGGUGUCUAAUAAUUGAACUAAACAUGUUUUUGCCUGAUGAAAAAGAUGGUGGUGUCGUGUUGUGUUGUGAAUGGAAACAAAAAAAAAUUAAAAGCGCUUUAACUUCA
This is a messenger RNA of Astyanax mexicanus (Mexican tetra), 2601 nucleotides long. Its product is annotated as zinc finger protein 420-like. Bases 171 to 1958 code for a protein of 595 amino acids. The record is from RefSeq and is a predicted model, not a curated record. The transcript has 5 exons. Lineage: Eukaryota; Metazoa; Chordata; Actinopteri; Characiformes; Acestrorhamphidae.